UCUCAAAAAUCGGAGUCUGUCAGUGUUUUGACUUGGUCAAUCGCCGUCUACACGUGCGUCAGUAAGCGUCGUUACACUUCUCUCAGUCUGAAUAGAAUUUAGGCUUUUAUUUUGCUUUUUCCUCAGUGCGAAUUUUUAUUACUUUGGAUCGCGGUUUCGACGCUCCGCUGUUGGCCAACUACUCAGUUAGUUUGAUUCUUAAUUUGGCCGUGAUAACUUUGGCGUUGAAACUGAGACGGCCGUCGAAGAAAGACGAGAAAAUCGAGUGACAUUAAAUUUGAUGGCCAACAAAUUAUAUUUUACGCGUGACGUAAUUAUUUAUCCGUCGUUAAUUACAAUUUUAUCCGACGUUAAUUAUGAUUAGUCCAGUGCAGAUCGAGUACCGCCGGUAGAGACUAAAAGGACAUAGGCAAGCGUCUGUGCGCCUCUAAAGAUCCUGUCACACGCAUUCCUAAUGCAUCCGCCAUCCAGCCAUCCUAUCCCUGCAUUUGUUUCCCGAAUAACACAGUAUACCUGAUUCCUUUCUAAUGGUCAAUCACACACAGUCAACAGGACGUAUGCAUUUUUCAGUGGUGUAUUUAGUGCCUUUUUAGUGGAAUAAAACGUAAAUCGUCAUGAAAACAUCGGUGUUACUUUUUCGCCAUGGUGUGGAUGACGCAGUCUCAAAUGCAAACAUCAAUGCGUCGGCCGCAGUUCAAUAUGACCGACGACGAAUUCAAUUGGUACAAGCCGGUUGCAGUUAUCCUGAAACCAGCGUCGAAACGAGAUUUGCAACAGCGGUUGCUUCAGGUUAACGUCGAUGAAUUCCUGUUGCCAUCUUAUCAGUCAUCUCUACUUCCACCUUGGCCGUUUGUCCAAGAUUAUUCGGCUUUCCGCCGCUGGAUUAAUUACCAAUCGAGUGACAGAUUAAGGGAUGUGUACAGAAGAUACGAGUUAUUAGCUGGCCAUGUCGAGCGUAGGUUAACAUCUCUGGCCAGGAUGGGACUCGUUGCCAUUCCGAAGGUGACGAAAAUUAAUCGCCAAAGAAGUGGAAAUAACCGAAAUCAGGAACAACAGAUGCCAGAACAAAAUGUGCGUUCCCGAACAGCCAACCCUUACGAUUUCUUUUCAGGGAAAAAGGGUAAAGACAAACUGCCACCUCCGUGGUUGUAUGAACUCGUCGGACCUCCUGGACCAGCUGGAAAAGACGGUGUCAAUGGUAUUCAUGGAAUUAACGGUGUCGAUGGGAAGGAUGGUAGAGACGGAAUCCCCGGAGCAAUUGGUCAGCCCGGACCCCAAGGCCUCAAGGUCCUCCCGGAAUACCUGGUGCUCAAGGAGUUCAAGGGUCGCAAGGCCCACAAGGGAGCGACGGAAAGGAUGGUUCCGAUGGAACGCACGGGAAGGAUGGGACUCCUGGCGCUGCUGGGCGGUCACCAGGACAGAAUGCAAAAGACGGAAGAGAUGGAUCAGCUGGACCACCCGGCGCACCAGGUCAACCAGGAACUGCCGGACAAAAUGGGAAGGAUGGAGUUGACGGGAAAGAUGGUCAAGACGGAGGUCCGGGUCCACCUGGUCCUCCUGGAAAAGACGGCCAAGAUGGAAGGCCCGGAACGUAUGGCCAAGAUGAUCAAGAUGGAUCGGUAGGAGCAGCCGGGCCUAGCGGAGUAGCUGGAUUAUCAGGUGCCGCUGGCGUUAGCGGGCCAGUCGGAGUACCAGGAAUUCCCGGAACACCAGGGACCCCUGGUGUUCAGUGGCCAUCAAGUUCAAUCGGCUAACGGACGAUUUUAUAUACAUUUGUUAAUUUAUACGACAUAGAAUUCAAUUUUGCUUAAAGUAUAAAAUAGCCAAAUACUCUGCUGGCACUAUAAUACAGUCUUAUGUAAUAUCUUGAU
This is a messenger RNA of Daphnia pulicaria, 1871 nucleotides long. RefSeq lists its product as uncharacterized. Lineage: Eukaryota; Metazoa; Arthropoda; Branchiopoda; Diplostraca; Daphniidae. The record is from RefSeq and is a predicted model, not a curated record. Bases 643 to 1623 code for a protein of 326 amino acids. The transcript has 10 exons.